Populus euphratica (Euphrates poplar) is the source of this 735-nucleotide messenger RNA. Its product is annotated as Signal recognition particle, SRP9/SRP14 subunit. The transcript has 4 exons. Gene Ontology annotation, biological process: SRP-dependent cotranslational protein targeting to membrane. Lineage: Eukaryota; Viridiplantae; Streptophyta; Magnoliopsida; Malpighiales; Salicaceae. Gene Ontology annotation, cellular component: signal recognition particle, endoplasmic reticulum targeting. Gene Ontology annotation, molecular function: 7S RNA binding; endoplasmic reticulum signal sequence receptor activity. Bases 105 to 470 code for a protein of 121 amino acids. The record is from RefSeq and is a predicted model, not a curated record.
CUAGGAGAAGGCGAGUAUACAAAACAAAUAAGCCCUUCUUCCUCUCCUCGGCACUUCAUGUAUGCCGUGCCCUACAGUUAAAAUCUCCCAAGGCAAAAAAAAUCAUGGUUCUCUUACAACUCGAUCCGUUUCUCAAUGAACUAACAACCUUGUAUCAAAACAGCACCGACAAAGGCUCAAUUUGGGUUACUCUUAAACGUUCUUCGAUGAAAUCUAAGGUGCAAAGGAAUAAGAUGACAACUAAUGGUGAACCCAUUGAGUAUAGAUGUCUUAUACGUGCAACCGAUGGCAAAAAGACUAUUUCUACUUCGGUUGGGGCAAGGGAUCACCAGCGCUUCCAAGCUUCUUAUGCAACUAUUCUCAAGGCUCAUAUGACAGCUCUAAAGAAGAGGGAAAGGAAGGAUAAGAAAAAGGCAGCAGAAAGUGAUAAGAAAGAAGGGGACGUAAAGAAGAAACCAAAGAGAGUCUGAAAGCCUUUGGCUACUAUACUUCCCAUGAAAGGAUAUUUUUCAUUCCCUCCUAACUUCCUAUUCACCACAAGCGUGCUCAGGUUGUUUUCUGGAAAGUAUUCUUUGAGCGAUUAUAGAUUGAUUGAUGGGUUUUUGUUGACUGCCCUUCUUGUCGCAGUUUCAGAAAAAAUUUAGUGUUCUGCUUGUCAUUGAUAUGAAAGAUUUUGUGGAUAUCUUGUAGCAUGUAUCUUUAUAUUGAAAAUUGAGUGCCUUUUUUAAGACCUUA